This is a messenger RNA of Brachypodium distachyon (stiff brome), 1573 nucleotides long. Its product is annotated as F-box protein At2g23160. The transcript is spliced from 2 exons. Lineage: Eukaryota; Viridiplantae; Streptophyta; Magnoliopsida; Poales; Poaceae. Gene Ontology annotation, molecular function: protein binding. Bases 247 to 1356 code for a protein of 369 amino acids. The record is from RefSeq and is a predicted model, not a curated record.
GUACACAUACGCGCGUGAGAAGCUCCAGAUCAUCUGGGUACAAUCUGUUGGGAAAGCUCAGAAUUUUUAGGAAAAAUCUGUUGGGGAGCCAGACCUGCAAUCUGCAACAACAACCUAACGGCGCAACCUCGGCGGCGCUGGAGAAGAGAAGCGGCGGGACAAUUCGGUCGGCGCUCGUCUCCCCGAUCGCCCUUCGCUUCACCCCCUCGCCUUUUCCAGAUUUUUGCUCUGAUCCUUAAAAACCGGAUGGCAGCGAUGGAGAGGGCACAGAGGUGCUCGGCGGCAAGCCUCACGGAGGACCUCAUCGUGGAGAUCCUCUCGCGCGUCCCAGUGAAGCCGCUUUGCCGCUUCAAGUGCGUCUCCAAGGCCUGGGAGAACCUCAUCUCCCACCCGGAGCACCGCAAGAAGCUCCCCCAGACCCUGGCCGGCUUCCUCUACACCAGCCUCAGCGGCCUGCUCCCAGCUCUGGCCUUCACCAAUGCAUCCCCCCAGGAGGAACGCUACCCGAUCUUCCCCUCUAAUUUCUCCUUCCUGCCGGAAUUCCAAGACAUCAGGAUCAUGGACUGCUGCAACGGCCUCCUCCUCUGCCGUCUCUGGGAAUCCACGGACGAUUUCCAUUACGUCCUGUGCAACCCUGCCACGGAGAAGUUCACCACCGUGCCACCCUCGGGCAAUGCCGACAACCUCUACGCCGCACGCCUGGGCUUCGACCCGGCCGUGUCGUCGUCGAGAUUCCAUGUGUUUGAGCUCGUGGAGUACGAGGAAGAUGACCCGGUCAUCACCGGAGUCCGGGUGUAUUCCUCUGAAACCAGAGAAUGGGUUCACAAGGAGGUCGAAUGGAGCGACGACGCUCUGCUCGAGUCUCGCCUGUCAAGAACCGUCUUCCUUAACGGCUCUCUGCAUAUCCUCACCGAUCAGCCUGCUGUGCUCACGGUGGACACGGAGCUUAAGACAUGGAGGAAGAUCCAUCUCAGUCUUCUCCAGGAUCAGGAUGGGUUCAUCCAGCAGUCACAGGGCCGCUUGCAUUAUGUCAACUUCAGGGAAUUCGAUUCUGUCACUCGGCUGGCAGUUUACAUCCUCGAGGACUACGGCGGCGAUGACUGGGUGUUGAAGCAUAGUGUUGAAGCUUCACGCAUAUUUGGGACUACAGACCUUCAACUGGUGGAUUGGGUUGCAAUGCAUCCAGAAUGUAACCUGCUCUUCUUCAGUGUGGGAUGGGAUGGGACGUUGAUGUCCUAUGAUAUGGAUCGUCAGCAGGUUCGAGUGAUCCGCAACCUUGGACAUGACUCCCUGCCUCCAUAUCUGCCGUGUGUGCCUUUCUACUCUGAGUUACCAGCUUUGGAAAACGAGACAUAACAAUGUCAUACAAAUACACAUUGGUGUCUUUAAUAAGAAAGUGAAUCUUGAGUUGAUACUUAUUGGUAUGGAGGAACAGCUUAAUUUGGAUCCUGUUAUCUCUGAAUUGGAGUGCUUAGAUAUCUGCCCAGUUUUCUGUUUUCAAUCAACUUUCUGGUGUCAGUACUUGUCUCUAUAUGUUGCUGGUUUUGCUAGACAAUGUCUUGUUGGGUUUGCA